AUGGUGCCGAGGCAACUGAGCCAGGCGAUGCACACCACCAAGCCCAAAGUGCUCGCCCACUUCAACUGGCUGUCCCUACCAGCCGUCGCGAAUGGACCAAGCAAGGUGCUCGUCGUCAAAGGCGGAUUGAGUGGCAUUGUAAUGAUCUAUCCCAGCGCAACUGCGACAGCUGACAUCACCGUGGUUGCUCUGAUGGAAUGGUUUAUGUCAUUUGUCGUUGUGUCCACAUUUGUUUGGAUUGUGGCAGUCACUUCAUGA
Molecule: messenger RNA, 258 nt
Organism: Aphanomyces invadans
Lineage: Eukaryota; Oomycota; Saprolegniomycetes; Saprolegniales; Verrucalvaceae
Exons: 1
Coding region: 1-258 (85 amino acids)
Source: RefSeq, a predicted model, not a curated record